This is a messenger RNA of Rattus rattus (black rat), 4525 nucleotides long. It is a transcript of the gene Klhl18, whose product is annotated as kelch like family member 18. Bases 84 to 1823 code for a protein of 579 amino acids. Gene Ontology annotation, molecular function: protein binding. NCBI's taxonomy places the organism in Eukaryota, Metazoa, Chordata, Mammalia, Rodentia, Muridae. The transcript is spliced from 10 exons. The record is from RefSeq and is a predicted model, not a curated record.
UGCCGUCAGCGUGCUCCCUUGCCCCGCCCUGGUUAGUGUGAAGCCUGCCGGCCAGGCCUGCGCAGUUGCGGCGGCCGGUGAAGAUGGUGGAGGACGGCGCGGAGGAGCUGGAGGACUUGGUGCAUUUCUCCGUGUCGGAGUUGCCUAGUCGCGGCUACGGCGUCAUGGAGGAGAUCCGGCGGCAGGGCAAGCUAUGCGACGUGACGCUCAAGAUCGGGGACCACAAAUUCAGUGCUCACCGGAUCGUCUUAGCGGCCUCCAUCCCGUACUUCCACGCUAUGUUCACGAAUGACAUGAUGGAGUGCAAGCAGGAUGAGAUUGUAAUGCAGGGAAUGGACCCAAGUGCGCUGGAGGCUCUCAUCAACUUCGCUUAUAAUGGCAACCUUGCUAUCGACCAGCAAAAUGUGCAGUCACUGCUGAUGGGGGCAAGCUUCCUGCAGCUGCAGAGCAUCAAAGAUGCUUGCUGCACGUUCCUCCGAGAGAGGCUUCACCCCAAAAACUGCCUGGGUGUGCGCCAGUUUGCCGAGACGAUGAUGUGUGCUGUGCUGUAUGAUGCGGCCAACAGCUUCAUCCACCAGCACUUUGUAGAGGUGUCUCUGUCUGAAGAGUUCCUGGCCCUGCCCCUGGAAGAUGUGCUUGAGCUGCUGUCUCGGGAUGAGCUGAAUGUGAAGUCAGAGGAGCAGGUUUUUGAAGCUGCACUGGCCUGGAUCAGAUAUGACCGGGAGAAGAGGGGACCAUGCCUGCCUGAGCUGCUGUCCAAUAUCCGCCUGCCUCUUUGCCGGCCCCAGUUCUUAUCAGACCGAGUGCAGCAAGAUGACCUGAUACGGUGCUGUCACAAAUGCAGGGACCUGGUGGACGAAGCAAAGGACUAUCACCUGAUGCCAGAGCGCCGGCCCCACCUGCCAGCUUUCAGGACUCGGCCUCGAUGCUGCACGUCCAUCGCUGGGCUCAUCUAUGCUGUGGGGGGCCUCAACUCAGCAGCAAAUUUUUAUGCAGGUGAUUCCCUGAAUGUGGUGGAAGUGUUCGACCCUAUCGCCAAUCGCUGGGAAAAGUGCCACCCCAUGACAACAGCCCGAAGCCGUGUGGGCGUGGCUGUGGUGAACGGGCUUCUCUAUGCUAUCGGGGGAUAUGACGGUCAGUUGCGGCUGAGCACCGUGGAGGCCUACAAUCCUGAGACGGACACAUGGACCCGAGUGGGGAGCAUGAAUAGCAAGCGAAGUGCCAUGGGGACAGUCGUGCUGGAUGGACAGAUCUACGUGUGUGGAGGCUAUGACGGCAACUCCUCCCUCAACUCUGUGGAGACCUAUUCACCUGAGACGGACAAGUGGACAGUGGUGACUCCGAUGAGCUCAAACCGGAGUGCCGCUGGGGUCACAGUCUUCGAGGGCAGGAUAUAUGUGUCAGGAGGCCACGACGGCUUGCAGAUCUUCAGCAGUGUGGAACACUACAACCACCACACGGCCACCUGGCACCCAGCAGCCAGCAUGCUCAACAAGCGCUGCCGACACGGUGCCGCCUCCCUGGGGAGCAAGAUGUUUGUUUGUGGGGGCUACGAUGGCUCUGGCUUCCUCAGCAUUGCUGAGAUGUACAGCUCUGUGGCAGACCAGUGGUGUCUCAUAGUACCCAUGCACACACGCCGGAGUCGGGUCUCCCUCGUGGCCAGCUGCGGGCGCCUCUACGCAGUGGGAGGUUAUGAUGGGCAGUCAAACCUAAGCUCGGUGGAGAUGUACGAUCCAGAGACGGACCGCUGGACAUUUAUGGCCCCUAUGGCGUGCCAUGAGGGAGGGGUUGGCGUGGGCUGCAUCCCUCUUCUCACCAUCUAAAGAGAGGAUGGGAUGUGGUGGGUUAGGGAUCUGGUACAAGUCUAGGCGCUUCCUUCCAGGGGUAAGUCCUCCCAGAAUAGGCAGUGGUGGACCAGAAGACAGGGUGUAAUGUGAGCUUGCCAGAGGGACAGUUUUUCCAGGUGCUUUAGUCCUCUCUCACUGUGCUGCCCUUGUGACCUUAGGUUGUCAAGAUGCACAGCACAGGACAGGAGUCCCUCUGGGUCCCACACCAGUAACACGGAAGUGCUUUGCUGUCCGUGUACACAGGCUGCGCCCAAGCCCAGCGAGCACUGGCCACCGAGCUGGCAGCGAGUGCUCAUGUGCAGGAGGUCUUCCAGCCGAUGUUUCUCCUUCCCUGCCUGUCUGUAGCCCUGUUGUGGCCAAUUCGCCAUGGGAAGCCACAGUGUCCAAGCCUUUUGGGAAGUGGGUAGAGCUGGGCGAGAAGGGACACCCUGGUGUUCUCACUGCCUGCGGUGGUGCAGCUAGAGCAGCGAGCUACGUGCGUGAGCACAGGCCUUCCUUCCGCCAUGGGCACAGAGGACUCGCUCUCUGUCUCCAGCAAGCAGGGAGAACAGAAGUCUUCCCCGUGCCUGAUGUUUUGGGAAUCCAGUGAGGUCUCUCUCCACUUGUCCGGAGAAACAGGAGGGGUAGAGGUGCUGGAGAGAACUGGAGGAAAUGUCAGAAAAUGUUCAAGAGAGACUGGAAGGAAAAGACUUGAAGUGAACAUUUUUCACAGGAAGAAAACAUAAAAGACACUAAAAGCAAACGCACAUUUAAAUGGAAAACCAUCAAACACGACAACAGUGGUAUCCACUCCCACAUCCGGAUCCCAGGGUCCCGAGUCCUCCUAAAGCAGUUGGGAUUCCCUCUGAGCCCCACAGUGUGUCUGAAAUCAGGGCACUCUUGACUGACCUGUGGCAAGGUGCUCACAGGGUUUGGUCUCUUCACCCACCAUCACAGGACUUUUUAAAUCAUUGGCUUAGGGAGCCAGUUAAAUUACUGCCACGCUUCUCUACCCAGGCUCCCAGCUGUCACCCCACGAUCACCUACCACCACCAGCCAGCGCUCCUACAGAUCCCCACUCCCCCAUAAUCCUUUCCCUCUUUGGCCAGCAGGAAACAACAUGUCUGCCCAGAUUAACACUUACCAGUCACAUCCUUGAAUAACUUCCUCAUCGCGAUGCUUCUGGAGCUCAUCGACCAUUUGUACCUCUAGGACCUAACCAGGGGCUUGCUCCCACCAGCCAUGGACCAACUUGGUCAGGUGACUUGUCUGCCCUGCCAUUCCCCUAUUUUCCAUCCAUUUGCCAACCCUGGGUGUCCACCUUCUCUCCAGCCCUUGUCAGACUGACCAGCAAGAUGGGCCUUUAUAUUCAAGCAAUGAACGCUGGCGUCAUGAUAUAAAGGCCUACAGACUAAAAAAAUGUCUUUUGCUGCUGCAAGGAAGAGAUUUUCUAUUUCUUCCUCUAAUCUUGGCAAAUGACCUCGUGAAGAGACUCAAUGCUCCUCCUUCCUCUGGAUGGGACCUUAACCCAGCACAGAAGGACCCAGAGAGCAGACUUUUUGUUACCAGUGCACUGGGCAGUGGGGCAGACUUCCAACUGCUGCUGCCAAAGUCUGCUUCCCGAAGAUUCUCCCAGCGGAGACUAGAGAAUAUAAUUGUUCUUAGCCCCAAACUGGGUCUUAGGGUCCCACUGACCACCUGAUUGGUUUCUUGCCCUUUGCUGCCUACCUGGAUCGGCCUAGAGGACGGUCCAGAAAGGUGCAGCGUGAAGCCUGCUGGGAUCCCUUGCCCCAGACCAUCAGGUUUGCCAGUGCGUGCAAUUGCCACAGAGUCACAAGGAAGGACUUUUGGUCCAGCAACUCAAGAGCUGGGCCUCUGCUAUAAGCACUUGAAAAUAAUGUUUUUAUCUUAAACGACAGAACAAUCUGAUAACUGAUAAAUUUUAACUAGGCUCCCAGUGGAGCCCCAGCAUUUCUUCCUGCCCCUCAGUUUCCCUGCUGAGGUAGACUGUGGGGGACUGUGGGUCUUGGUUUCCUCUUGGUCCUUUAGGAGGACGUUCCUCUUAAGUCCUGUGAAUGUACUGCCCAGCCUCGACUGUGAAGGUGCUGAGAACCAGUCAGCGGGCUCCCAGACGGGCCCCCUGGGUCCUUCUGAUGCUAGCAGACUACAUCACUAGAGAUGAUACGUCAUCUCCUCCCGGCCUGCUGCUGUCUGAUUAGCCUUCCUGCACCCACUCCCACCUCCUAGAAUAGAGGCUAAACCGAGACAGUGUUUCCAAGAACGACCAGGUCAGUGUUUUAAUCUAAGCUCUCAGCACACUUGAGCAAGCAGGAACAUUUUUAUACUCCCUUGCCUGAGGGCAGGUGGCUGAUCUGUCUCACUAGUGUUAGAACAGUAGGAUCAUGGGAAAGCAGAUAUCACCCAAGGACACUGGAAAGAAUGUAACAGGAGGUGGGUCUGACACACCACCACGGGACCAUGGGGUCUGGCCACUGUCCUUCCUCAUCUCUUCUCACUCUGGGCUUCUCCAGAGAUCACAAGCAGAAGAGAGCUGAAGACCAGCCUCUGAUGGAACUGAGGAGGGGUCCUGACCCUCUUCUCCCACAGCUGUUUCACAGGAAACUUUUUAUUUAUAGGACGCAUGUCUUUCGUGUUAAGAAACCAAAGAGAAAUAAAGAGAACACUCCUAAUACUCUUGC